Cladophialophora yegresii CBS 114405 is the source of this 1812-nucleotide messenger RNA. Its product is annotated as eukaryotic translation initiation factor 3 subunit D. Gene Ontology annotation, biological process: translational initiation. The transcript is spliced from 2 exons. Lineage: Eukaryota; Fungi; Ascomycota; Eurotiomycetes; Chaetothyriales; Herpotrichiellaceae. Bases 1 to 1812 code for a protein of 603 amino acids. Gene Ontology annotation, cellular component: cytoplasm; eukaryotic translation initiation factor 3 complex. Gene Ontology annotation, molecular function: translation initiation factor activity. The record is from RefSeq and is a predicted model, not a curated record.
AUGCCGGGAAUCAGUCUCGCCGAAACGAUCAGCUCACUGAGCGUCAACGACGAAUGGGGCCCCGAAGUCACGACGGCCACAACCCUGGAUGGCGUCCCCUACGCCCCGUAUUCAAAAAGUGAUAAACUGGGCCGCAUGGCCGACUGGACACAAGAAGGCAAAGAAGGUCGAGAUCGAGGUGGAAGACAAUAUGGCAGAAACUUCAGAGACCAACAAGUCUACGGUGCGGGUACAUCCUCGCUCUUCGCCGUACAGUCCGCGGAAGACGAAGCCACCUUCUCGGUCGUCGACAACACCAGAGCAACCACCAAGACGAGAGGUUUCGGACGAGGCGGAGUGACGGUCUUCCGUGGCCGAGGCCAGCGAGGGCAGGCUCAGCGUGGUGGCAGAGGAGGCUUUCAGAGAGUCGGACAAACCCAGAGGGCAGGCCAGCAACAAGGCCAGUACUUUGACAACAGAGGAGGCCGAGGCCGGGGAGGUCGUCGAUUUGGCUGGAGGGAUUACGACAAACCGCAGCGGAAUCGUGACUCCUCGGUCAACAUCCGGCCGGACUGGAUCAUGAAAGAGGAGAUCGACUUCAACAGACUGGCCAAGCUGAAUCUGGAGACCCCCGACGGCGAAGAUGUCGACAGCUACGGGUUCCUCUACUACUAUGACCGAUCCUUCGACAAGCCUCCCGUGAAGAACACAGAGCGGAAACUCCUUUCCCUCGACCGCGCAGCCUACAACGUGACCACCUCGGCCGACCCAGUCAUCCAAGAACUUGCAGAGAAAGACGAAGCCACCAUUUUCGCCACCUCAGACAUCCUCUCCAUGCUCAUGUGCGCUACCCGGUCCGUCUACAGCUGGGACAUUGUCAUCGUCAAACACGGCGACAAGAUCUUCCUGGACAAGCGCCCGGACAGCUCAAUCGACCUCGUCACCGUGAACGAGAAUGCCGCGGACGCACCUCUAGAAGCCGACACCUCGUCCACGCCCUCGCAACAACAAACCGGCGUCAAGCCAGACAGCAUCAACACCCCGUCCAACCUGGCCAACGAGGCAACCAUGAUCAACCACAACUUCGCGCUGCAAGUCGUGCUCGAGAACAACAACUCCAAAGUUGAAUUCCCCCACCCGAACCCCUUUUACAGCGCGUCCGAAGAAACCGACCCCUUGGCCUCCAAGGCCUACAAGUACCGCCGCUUCGACAUCAGUCUGAACAACGACGAAGAACCCAUCAACCUGAUCGUGCGCACAGAGAUCGACGCCGCGACAAAGAACAACAUCUCCGGCGAGGACCAAUUCCUCGUGCUCAAGGCGCUCAACGAAUUCGACCACAAAGCCCAAGGCAGCGGCGGUGCCCUGGACUGGCGCACAAAGCUGACCUCGCAGCGCGGCGCCGUCGUCGCCACCGAGAUGAAGAACAACAGCUGCAAGCUCGCGCGCUGGACCACGCAGGCCAUCCUCGCCCGAGCCGACCAGAUGAAACUCGGCUUCGUGUCGCGCGCGAAUCCCAAGAGCGCGGCCAACCACGUCAUCUUGGGCGUCGUGGGCUACAAACCCCGCGAAUUCGCCAGCCAGAUGAACCUGGGAUUCAGCAAUGGGUGGGGCAUCGUGCGUACGAUUGUCGAUCUGGUGCGCAAUUUCGCGGAUGCUGCCGACGAGGAGGACGGGGUCAAGGACCACAAGUACGUGCUUGUCAAGGAUCCGAACAAGCCGGUCAUUAGGCUGUAUGAGGUGCCGCUGCAUACUUUUGAGGAUGAGGACGACGGGCUGGGCGGUACUGUGGGCGGCGAUGAUGGAGCCGGCGAGGACGGCCUGGACGAGUAA